Messenger RNA from Ctenopharyngodon idella (grass carp), 5562 nucleotides. RefSeq names its product GRAM domain containing 1A (gene gramd1a). The coding region runs from base 995 to 3688 and encodes 897 amino acids. The transcript is spliced from 21 exons. NCBI's taxonomy places the organism in Eukaryota, Metazoa, Chordata, Actinopteri, Cypriniformes, Xenocyprididae. Gene Ontology annotation, cellular component: endoplasmic reticulum membrane; plasma membrane; endoplasmic reticulum-plasma membrane contact site. Gene Ontology annotation, biological process: intracellular sterol transport. Gene Ontology annotation, molecular function: sterol transfer activity; sterol binding. The record is from RefSeq and is a predicted model, not a curated record.
CUGGUGAACUUUUAUAUUUAGCACCGCUCGAGUUUCCAAAUACCCAUUCAAUGCCAGCAGACACAGCAACACAACCCUAUGGAAUCUCUCCACUACUCCAACACAAGCAACUCAUAAAAUCAGACGACUCACAGGCACGAGUCACGACCAUAGACUGUAAAAAGGUCACGACACACAGAGAGAGCAAGUGUUGAAACCCUGUCAAAAUCGAAUUAAGAGCCGUUUGAACGCAAUGUGAACCUAUUCUUGGCUUGAAACGGGCUGAAUGGGGAAGAGAAUAUCAAUUCCAAACUCAUCUCUCAUUGAUUAAGUCCAGAAUAAUGAUUAUUAAAAGCCAUGAAGGAAGCAUUCAAGUCUGUAGCUUGACAAAAAGACAAAUAUAGUUUUUCCCCUUUUCAGCAACAUGAUUUUAUCAUACCUGAUGUGCAAAUCGCAAUGACAAGGCAGAUUGCAAAACUGCUUGUGGAAGAAAAAGGGGCAGAAACCUUUUUUUUUUUGAAGGAAAUCUUUAAUAGCAGCAGAGAAACAGGAAGAAGAUGGAUCUGACAUCAAGCAGUUAUGGGUGCAAGAAAAUUCAAAUUCACAAAUGCUCAUUUUUUUUUCUCCUUCGAUAAAUGGCAUGCAGAAGAGAUGGCUGCACUCUUUUAUGCGUAUUAGAAUUCAGUGAUGGCUCCACCCCAUUUUUUCAGUUCCUGCUGCAGGACUUUAUGCUGUAUAUACGCUGUACAUCUGUGAAGGAAGCUGAACUGCUGACUUCUUUCUUCAGGACAGUGAGUUGAAAUUGAUGCAGACAUUUCCAAUUGUCAUCACAUUGUAUUUCUGUAAUGGAAUAAUUAUUUUGGGCUCUAGUGGAAUUUCCAGACCAGAUGUAGAAGACAAAGAGACUAGAGAGUAAGAAAUAUUUGGCGCUUCUCAACGAAUGGUUGUGCGUGAUAAAACUUGUACUGAAUGAAACUGUUAGCCGUAGACUGAUGCAGAAAGUUCUAGGUGAUGUAUGAUGGCUGUGACACCACCACCUGAAAUCACCAUGGCUGAGCCCAUUCCCAUUCCAACUCUAAACAUUCUUCCGCCUUCAUCCGAUACGGAGUCGUGGUCCUGCUCCCCAAGCCCACAGCCACACCGGUUCCACUUACGCAGCCGUAAUCGAGAGAAGAGGAGAGCCAAGGUACAGCAAGCAGAUGCAUCAGAGAACCAUUGGGAUAAGGGGAAAGGGGAAAGAGAUAGAAAUCUAAGCCCAUCACGUGCAUCUCCGUUGCCUUCAAUGGUUUCUAAUGUGGAAGAGCAGGGCAGCCCCUCUGUGCUUCUGCUACCCCCAUCCCGCUCAUGGUCACGGAGCUCCUCCCUAAGCAGGCACUCUCGCUGGUCUCUCCGUAGCCUUCUCAGCAAGGAUUCAGAUUGUGACAGCAGCAGUACAGCCAGUAACUCUCCACGCAGCACUCCCGGCAGCUCACCCUCCUUGCGCCGGCGUGUUCUGGGAGGCAGAGCCAGCGAAGGGGAGACAGCUGGGGACAGAAGUGGUGGAGGUUCAGACAGUCCCCUGCCUCCUACUCCCUCCUCAUCAACCUCCUCCUACCCGCUCACGGCCCGCCACUUCACUCGCAAUGCCAAGAAAAUGCAGAGCUGGUAUAAUGUGCUCAGCCCCACAUACAAACAGAGGAAUGAAGACUUCCGUAAACUCUUUAAAAAGCUGCCUGAUACAGAGCGUCUCAUAGUUGACUACUCAUGCGCACUGCAGAGGGACAUACUGCUCCAGGGCCGUCUCUACCUGUCUGAGAACUGGCUCUGCUUCUAUAGUAAUAUCUUCCGAUGGGAGACCACGAUAACCAUACUGCUGAAAGAUGUGACCAGUCUGACCAAGGAAAAGACAGCCAAGCUCAUCCCUAACGCCAUCCAGAUUUGCACUGAACAUGAGAAGCACUUCUUCACGUCAUUUGGGGCAAGGGAUCGCAGCUAUAUGAUGAUCUUCAGGCUAUGGCAGAAUGCACUGAUGGAUAAGACUCUGUCUCCUAAGGAGUUAUGGCACAUUGUUCACCAGUGUUACGGCACUGAGCUAGGGCUCACUAGUGAAGAUGAUGACUAUGUCUCCCCUACUGCUGAACAUAUGAACGGCCUGCUGCCAGGUGAGGAGCCGGUCUCCGUCACUGACCUGCUGGAUCUGGGAUCAGUGCCGGUGGCUCCGGUGGGCUCCUCUCCACCCUCGUCUGCCUCAGUUCUUCCCUGUGCUUCAGGAUCUUCACCUCCAUCCUCCUCUUCCUGCCAGCCUGUGGAGGUGCCGUCUACUCGGACCACGUUCGAACCUGAGCCCAGUCCACCCAGCUCCCAGAGCUCACUAACCCCCAGCACACACACUGGAGCUUCCCCGUCCUCAACCAUCUUGGAAGAAGGCGGGGACAGCCAGUCAGAAUCAGCCAAUCAGUCACUUCAGUCCCCUCCCACUGUCCCACACAGCCUGGGAAACCUCUCCUCAUUGGAUAUGACCAAUGAUGAAGAGCUCCCAACUGACCCCAGCAAUUCCUCUGACACUCAGGAUGAGAGUGAGGUGGAGUCUUUCUGUCCGGACCUCAACGGCCGACUGCAUAUCAACACGGUUGUUCGCAUGAGCGUGGACAAGCUCUACGACCUUCUGUUCUCAGACACUCACUUCAUACAGCACCUCUUCUCACAACGUCACUUCACUGAUCUCUCUGUGCACGAGUGGCAGCAGGACAGCAGCAGUGGGAGCAGCAGUAGAGUUCUGAGUUACACCAUCGCCAUCAACAACCCACUGGGCCCAAAAACCGCUCCUGUAGUGGAAACACAGACUCUCCACAAGAGCAGCAGCCGGGGGGAGUGUUACGUGGUGGACUCAGAGGUCAUAACCUCAGGCAUCCCCUACCAGGACUACUUCUACACUGUACACAGAUACUGCCUCACCUCUGUCAACAAGCACAAGAGCCGCCUCAGGGUCUCGUCUGAUAUCUGCUACAGGAAGCAACCGUGGAGUCUUGUGAAAGCUCUGAUAGAGAAGAACACUUGGAGCGGCAUUGAAGAGUAUUACAGACACAUGGAGAUGGAGGUGUGUAAGUUGGAGACACUGUUACAGUCGGAGGUUUCCGUAGUGAGUGCCGGGGAAGUGCCUUCCACAGACUCCGCCAAGACUCCCUCUGGCCUGCGCAGACGCAAACGCAACUGUCCGAGACGAGCAGGAGAGCGGGAGAGAGAAAGGGAUGGAGCGGGAGGAGGUGGCGGGGAGCGGGGUGACCGAGGAAUUGGAGAUGAGCGUGAAAGGAGAGAAGCUGGUGCUCAGUAUGUGAAAUUGGGAGAGAGGUGGCGCGGAGCCGGCAACAAUGGCAUCUCCACCAUCCUGCUCAUUGUGAGCUUCAUUCUGGUGGUUCUGGUGGCUCUGAACAUGAUGCUGUUCUACAAACUUUGGGCGCUCGAGCGGGCUGCACACACGCUCGAGACCUGGCACUCGUACUCUUUAACAGACAGCCCUCUGCCCCAGUCAGCGGGAGAGUGGGCGCAGGUACUGCAGCUCCAGAGGCAGUUCCACCAGGCCCAGAUGAACAAAUGGCAGCAGAUUUUACAGUCUUCUGUCUCACUUCUGGAUCAGAUGAAACAAUCUCUGGAGAAGCUCCACAGAGGAAUGAUCACACCAGAGGUGCAGCAGGAGUCUGAUCCAGCAGCAGACACACUGACGGAUCAGUGAAGAGCAUACGGUAACCCCUUCACCAAACCGUUUACUAACUCUGGUCACCGUGACAUAGGCGUCCACAAAGGGAGCAAAUCAUAGAUGGGAGAUGGUGCUCAACUCAGUGACAUUAACAUUGGGAUUGAUUUGGGUAGCUUUUAGGUUACCCAAGUGUCCCAGCAGCAGCUACAGGACUACAAACAAACUCAACUCUUCUGUCAAUCUGAAUAUCAUGAACUCUGGGUCUGAAGCAAUAACACACAUGUAUGGGAGCAUCUGUGACUUUCAGCUGUGCUGCAUCUUGAGCCGUUUUGUGUCUGAGGAAGCUCAACGUGAGCUUGUAGAAAACUGCAAUUCAUCGUGGACCUUAAAAAAAGAGCUUCGGAGAGAUGCGUUAAAGAUUUCAAAGAGGGAAGUGUCUUUCUCUUCUUGAGGAGGUCUGAAAUCAACCUCCAGUCUGCUCCGAGAGACCUCUCAACCUGUCGUUUCGCAACAAACGUAUUUUUAUGUUUUCAUGGAAGAGAAAUUUCAUUUUCUCUUCUGUUUUGUUACUGUUUUGAUGAUUUCAGAGCUGUUACUGAAACUUGUUCAAAGUGUGUCAGACCAUUACAGUAUUUAUUUAAUAGACUUGAAUUAGUCUAACGUCUUUGUGUGUUUCUGCUCAAACGAGGACCAAUGUAGUAAUGGGUGGAACGAGUGCUAUGAAUAUGAAUUCCCAUUUUAGCAAUAAUCAUGUGGAGAAAUUGUAAUGACAAUUAGAAGUUAAUCUACAAGAAAGAAUGCAAAAAAAAGUAAAAUGUGCAGCUGUUACUUAAGGUAGAGUAUCAGAGUGACGAUUGUUUUUACACAAUGUUACAGUUUUAACCAUUGCUUCUUUCUCCCUAAUGUUUUAGUUAUUAUUUUUGUUUUAAAUCCCUGUGUAUUUAUGACUUUGGGGUGAAAGGAGCUGUUUCAUGUAGUCGAGGUGUUGGGAAACUUGUAGAGUUUCACUGGAAUCAAACUUGAACUGUUCAGAGUUACUGUUAGCUCGAGCAGCUGAACAUACACACAGAUCGGAGAACUUCAGCCGUUCCUGGGGCUGGACGUUUAGGACCAAGCAGAACUCAAGGUCAGGAGGAGUAUUGUGAUGUACAUUUCACUCAACACUGUAGGUGAAUCUCACAGAGAACAUGUCCAUGUGCUUCACCUCAAAAUCAAAGAACAAAUUAACAAUUUUUUAUAUAUAUAUAUAUAUAUAUAUAUAUAUUUUUUUUUUUUACAUUAUCAAAUCUUUUUUGAUUUUCAUUAUGAUGCAGUAAACGAAAAUCAUCCUGUCCAAACUAUUUUUAUUUUAAUUUUUAAUAUUAUUAUUAUUUUUUUUUUUAACUAUUUUUAAAAUUAAAACAAGCAUCAUUUUAAAGCAGUAAAACAAAUACUGUCAAGUGGUAAAAAUAACAUAAUAUAUAAAUAUAUUAUAUUAAUAAUCUUCAGUAAUUGGAAAUCAUUGAAUUUCAUUUUUUCUUUUGAUUUUAUUUUGAAUUUCUUGACAGGCUUGGUGAGAUUCACCUAGAUGUUUUGAGUUGAUUUUGUUUUUUCUCUCUCUCUCUCUGUUUUAUGUUUGAUUAUUUCAUUUGGACGGUCUGUUACUGAUGUCCCCUUUCCGGCCAUUUCAUUUUUGUCCUGCCCUUCAGCCUCAGUGAUCUCUCCCUCCUCUGAGUGUGUUAUCAGAGUGUCUGUCUGUAUGUCUGUCUGCGGGCGCUGCUGUGCAAAGCCCUUGAGUGAUGAAAGCAUGUGCUAUUUAUUCGGGUCAAGGAGGGAGAGAAUGAAGGUGGGAUGUAUUGUAUAGACGCGAUUGUAAAGAUGACUUGUGACAGUCACAAAUGUAUAAUAAAAAUGCCAAAAAAAGAGAAAAA